AUGCAUACACAGUCUUCAAAGGCUUCGCAGCUCAAUGCUUGCGCAUUGUCACGGUUAAAACAUCUGAGCGCAGGUAUUGCAUUGGUUUUCCAGACAGCAGUGUGUUUGCCGUCUGAUAUGAAUCGGGUAUUGAGUAGUGGAAUUGGUGGUACCGAAACUGAGCUAAGAGUGAAGGUGAAAGACUUCCACCUAACAGAACUUGGAAAAAAGCAAUCGCAUCCUGGUCCUCCGCAGGAUUCUACGCAAGCUGUAUUGCCUGGAUAUUGGUUUCCUUCUGCAAGUCCGGGUAUGAUGUUUGAUGAGUUUAUUGACGCGCAUUUGUCACCUGUACAUGAGCCACUAUGGGGACAGCGCUUGCUAUCCACUACUUUGUGGACAGUGUCUCUAGUGAACAUGUCUCUCGUUCGCAGUUUUUUUGCUUUUCGUUCGCAAGAAGCGAUUUCCAUUGAAGACGUACCUCAUGUAUUUAUGUCUCAUUCCGAGUAA
Molecule: messenger RNA, 486 nt
Organism: Necator americanus (New World hookworm)
Lineage: Eukaryota; Metazoa; Nematoda; Chromadorea; Rhabditida; Ancylostomatidae
Exons: 2
Coding region: 1-486 (161 amino acids)
Source: RefSeq, a predicted model, not a curated record